UUUCUCCCACCAAAAAUUUCGGAUUGUCAAUUGAAAGUGACUUUUAGUAAUAAUCCACGAGCGCAAAUCCAACAUCAACCUUCAUUUUCGAGGUGUCCUUCAGAUCAACACAACGCAUCCACUUCACACCUACCACUCAAGACAAAUCCACGAAAAUGUCUACUGCCGAACUUGCCUCGUCGUACGCGGCGCUCAUCCUUGCUGAUGAUGGUGUCGAGAUCACUGCCGACAAGCUCCAGACCCUCCUAAAGGCUGCCAAGGUCGUCGACGUCGAGCCCAUCUGGACGCAACUCAUCGCUAAGGCUCUCGAGGGCAAGGAUGUGAAGGACCUGCUAUCAAACGUCGGCUCUGGUGGCGGUGCCGCUGCUGCUGGCCCCGGUGCGGCGGCUGCCGGUGGUGCUGCUGCUGCUGAGGAGACCAAGGAGGAAGAGAAGGAAGAAGAGAAGGAAGAGUCUGACGAUGACAUGGGCUUCGGUCUUUUCGACUAAAUAUGUUCCACGACAACGAAUACUCACCUUCCCUUUGUACUUUCACUGCAUGGUUCCGGGGUUCCAUACACCAUUGGUGUGGCGUGAAGGAGGCAACAUCAAGUUGCCAUGGGCAAAGUUCACUCAGUCAUAGGUUAAUAUGACGAUGCGCUUUACAGAUGAAGCCGUUAAAGAACAAAUUUUAUGAGUCCAUUACGCCGCAAAGUGUUCAUUA
Annulohypoxylon maeteangense is the source of this 702-nucleotide messenger RNA. RefSeq names its product ribosomal protein 60S. Gene Ontology annotation, molecular function: protein kinase activator activity; ribonucleoprotein complex binding; structural constituent of ribosome. Gene Ontology annotation, biological process: cytoplasmic translation; translational elongation. The transcript is spliced from 4 exons. The record is from RefSeq and is a predicted model, not a curated record. Gene Ontology annotation, cellular component: cytosolic large ribosomal subunit; ribosome. Lineage: Eukaryota; Fungi; Ascomycota; Sordariomycetes; Xylariales; Hypoxylaceae. The coding region runs from base 156 to 488 and encodes 110 amino acids.